Mercurialis annua (annual mercury) is the source of this 1357-nucleotide messenger RNA. RefSeq lists its product as uncharacterized. NCBI's taxonomy places the organism in Eukaryota, Viridiplantae, Streptophyta, Magnoliopsida, Malpighiales, Euphorbiaceae. The record is from RefSeq and is a predicted model, not a curated record. The transcript is spliced from 4 exons. Bases 235 to 801 code for a protein of 188 amino acids.
AAUUUAUGUAUGGUUCACCUCUUGCCCAAUACCUACACAACUUUUCCAAUCUUCUCUCUCCUCCGCCCCCCUAUAAAUCAAAACGCCACCGUCUUAAUCCCCCCUCCUUUCCCCUCCUGCACUUCAUCUCCCUCACCUGUUCAUAAAUUUAGCUUAACAAAAAUACUUAUUAUUCAUAGCUGUACAGUCUAAUUAGCAGUUACUAAGGUCUUGUGUUUUUUUUAAGAGGAGAAUAUGAAUCAGUGUGCAAUUCAGACCAGUGUUUUUUCGACCCGGGAAGAGUUACGGAGCUCCGUUUCUGGUACCAUGUCGGAAUGGAGAGAUCCGGUGGUUUGUCCUAAACCGAGACGUCUUGGAAUAUUUAAUUCCUCGUGUAUUAAUGAUAACCAUCCUGUCAGGUCUCUCAGAUGGCAUCUCAGCCAUCAAGCAGAGAUUUGUGAGGCUAAAGCAGGAAAUGAUCUCUUGGACAUCAUUCUUACAAAGGGUGGUUGUUAUGGUGUGGAGCAAUCAUGUACACAAGUAGCCUCGUCGCCGCCCCCUUUUUUCAGCGGGUCGCCGCCGAGCAGAGUAGCUAACCCAUUAAUUCAAGAUGCUAGAUUCAGGGAUGAGGAACUCUCCCCUAUAUCUACACUUAUGCCUAUGAUGCCAGUUCAGCCCCAGUCGUCAUCAUCUCCGAGUUCCUCAGGUAGGAAAGGCGGCUGCGUUAGGGCAAAUUUUGGAAACAAACCAGCUGUUAGAGUUGAGGGGUUUGAUUGUCUCGAUAGGGAUCGCCGGAAUUGUAGUAUUCCGGCUUUGGCUUAAAGAGAUGAACCAAAUCCCCCGAUUGAGAGUUUAAACACAUAAAAAGGAGUACAUAGUUAAGAGUAAAAAGUGAGGAAUUUUGAAAUUCUCAUGAGAGGGAAACAAAAGUAAAACUUAAGGGAUCUUUUGUUAGUGUGUAUAUAUAUAUGUUCAAAGGCUCUCUUUGUAUGUAAGUAAUCAUGUUGUCUUUGUAAGUGAGCGAGUAAGUGAGUUGAGUUGUUAACAAAAAUAAUAGAGUUUGAUUAGGGAAAAGAAAUCAAAACGGGUCGUCUCAUACGAGGUAUAAGAUGACCGGUUCGAUAGAGUUGAGACUCGUAGGAUUUAGGGUUUGUUAUGAGAAAUUUAAUGUGAGUUCUUACACAAAUCCUAAGUCAUUGUAAGUAAAUGAGUCUCAUUUGGGAAUUUUUUUUUUUUACAUCCUUUGAGCGGCUUAUGAAGGGGAAAUUUGUACAAAAAAAUGUUCAAAGUUGUGAUCCGAGUCUUUGUAAUCAUCGACGAUGGUAAUGUAAAUAUUUACCCUUUUUUCUUGGAAAUGGAAUGAUUCUAUUUCCUAUUA